GAGAUAGCAGGGCUUGCACAAAUUUAUUUGGAUUAGUUCAAGUUUGGCUGAGUGUUAUCGGCAAUGUUUGAUGUGUAAAUAGAUAUGACAGACAACUUGAUAGAUGGUCCAAAAGAAGAGAUGGGGUAUUUCAAUCUCGGUAAAAAGUAUAAGCAAUUUACACAGAAAGGAGGAGUAGAGUUUCUACAAAGAUUUUUGACCUCUAUUUCAAAACAGUGUAUCUCGAACAAAGAUUUUCUUAGGAAUUUAUGAGAAGAAAAUAAAUCUUCAAUAAAAGAUCAUGAAACAGAUCCUGACAAAGUACUGAAAAGAAUAACUUCGAUCAAAAUAAAGAGGAAAGGACUCGCCAAAAGAGAUAUAUCGAUGCCUAAAGAGCUAGAGUUCUUGGUGAAAAUGAUUAAAAAGGGAAGGAUAGAAUUUCAAGACCCUAACUUUGAGUCAAAUAUGAAUCCCCUAAAAAAUUUCAGUAAUGAACAAGGAGGAAAUGUUUUCCAAGGAGUCUGAGAUGUCCAUCUCGAAUACGAUGAAUCUGAUGUGAUAGUUUAUUAUUAUAAAAAUGAAGAUUUCCUGAGAGUUAAAUCAAUUUUAUCUUCCUUCGACCCUCGAAAGGCAGAGAGAACUAUUAUUAUGGAUGGGGAAGACCAUGUCUUGCUAUGCAACCAGAUCAGACUCUUUACAAAAUACACUUUGCAUAAUUUAGAUAGAGAUGCUUAUCCAGAGUUUUGUGGAAAAUUUGUAAAAUACUGCAAAGACUUAAUUACCAAAAGCAAAGGCUGGGAUCUAAAUCAGAAUGAUGAAUCCGAAUGAACUGAAGAGAAAUGCUCUUCGUUUGACUUUUUGUUCAAAAUUCUUACAGAUUCAAAGUGUGAGGGGGAUUACGAAACAUUAGACAAGUUCAAACUCAAAAUUUUGGACUUUAUUCUGACUGGAACUUACAAAGACCAAUAUUGCAACCAAAACAUUUUAAACUUAAAAGAAAAUGUCAACUAUGCGAGAUGACCUUUUGACAAGACGAAACAAUUUCAUUAUAAAGUAUCACUAGAGUCUAACCAUUUUUGCAUGUUUAAGAAUAUGUUGGUAAAAUUUAGAACUCUUGUGAAAACAGAGUAUUUAUGAAUGACUUUGUACCCUGGAUUUGUUCAUUUCAUUACUGAUUUCUGGAAUAAGCAAGAAAGAUCUAUUGAAAAUAUUAUUUAUUACGGAAAUAUAAGAUUACAAUUGGCAAUUCAAUCAGAAAUGUCUAAAAUAGAUAAACGCGAUAAAUCAAAAGACAAAGAUAUUAAGAAAAAGAUUCUCCACUAUCUGAUGCCAAAUUGUGUUUACACUGUUUGCCAAGAAUCAAUCCAACUAAGAGGACUUCAACAGAGUGUCCAAGAUUUCAAGAUUUUUAUGGCUGAGUGAAUAAGCAAACUUGAACUGAUCAAAAGAUAUUCCCUUCCUGUUCCUUUGAAGAGAGCACAAUGAGAUGUCUGCUCAAAGGUCAGGUACAAAACCUUUCCACAAAGGAACUACAAAAAGAUGGAAAAGAAGAUUUUCAAUUGGAAAGAUGACAAUUGGAGAGAUUGUAAAUUCGAGAUGAUGAGGGAGAGCAUCAAAGAGGAAUUUGAACACACAAUUGAUAUUUGAUAUGACACUUCAAAGAAAAACGAUGCUAUUGUGAUAGCCUUAAGCCCAGAAGAAGAGUUCAUCAACACCCCUGCGAAUGCUUCAAAGAGAGAAGUUAAAAUUCAGAAAGCUUUAGCUUCCGUCAGAAUUUUACUAAAUGACCACUCUGAGAAAGAAGAAGGCGAAGAGUUUUCUUAUGACCAGUUCAGAGCAGAAGAUGACGUCAACAUGAGAGAUAUAAAGUGUAGAGUUGUUGAAGAGUGAAAACAAAAGAUUCAGAUUGAAAUUGAAUUGAGAAAUGGAGUUAAAUUAAAAGAUAUUUCCCUCAGAGAUAGCAGAUUUUCAUGCAAAAUUUUUGGAAUGAAUAAGGAUAUUGAAGUAGCAAAGAAGGAUUUGAAAUAAAUUAUUAAUAAAUGCCAAAAAUAAACUCAAACGACAAUAUAUUCCUGUGGACUUAUAUAAAUUCUGAAUGGAAAAUAAGUACUUUGACCGAGAAAAGGAGUACAAAUGGAGACAGCAUCAUACUUACUUGAGAAGUACUGAAGAGAAGAUUGAGCAUAAGGAUCUCAGUCAUUUUCAAAGAGCAAAGCUUAGAAGAAGAGAGAUUUGUGGAUCUGGGAGAUCAGUUAAUCAAAUAUAUAAUCUUCUUGAGAGAGAAAGACAGAAAUAAACAAUGGGAUAAGCACGAAUUCAAAAAUGACAUGAAUUUUAUCACAGAAGACAUUGUUUUCCCUAGAUACUACAUCAACUCGAUGAUUCAGGCUGCUCCAAAUUUCUUGGAAGAUCACAAUAUCUACCAAUUAAAAGUCAAUGGUAGAGAACCUAAUAUCAAAGAGUUUUUUGUUAUUAUGAACGAAAUUGAGUACAAAGUAUUCCCUUGGCUUGAAAUCAGGUUCCCAGAUACCUGGCAGACAUAUAGUGAUCAUCAGAAAGUAUUGAGAGAAAGAGUAUUUGCUAUGGAUGAGCACCCCUAUUUAACAGAAGAAAGACAUCUCAAAGACUCUAAGAAUCUAAUGACGAGAAUAAAAGAAGAAUUUAGAAAUGAAACAACAAAAACUUAUAAUAUCUCAAGUAUUCAUCAUAUCAGGAAUAAAUAUCUUUAUGCUGUGUAUCAAAGCUGCACUGAGGAGAGAUCACAAACUGCUUAUGACCAUCACAAAGAGAAUAUGCUAUGGCAUGGGACAGGGCAAGUUACACCAACAGAUAUCAUACAAUCUGAUGAAGGUAUUGAUAGAAAAUAUGGAAGACCAAUCAGUAAAGAAGAAAAUAAAAGCAAAGAGGAAAUGAAGAAAUACUAUGGAAGAGGAACCUACUUUGCUAUAUCUUCUGAUUAUUGUGAUGGUGAAUACACUCAUGAGUAUGGAGAUAAAAGAACAAGACAAGUAUUACUAUGAAGAGUCUUUACAGGAAAUUAUGAAUUUGGACUUAGUGCCUGUGAGCCAGAUUUAUGCAGAACAAUGAAGAUUGAAGAAUUUAAUAAUGUUGUUAAUAAGGUUAUAAGCAAAAGAAAGAAAGCAUUUAGACAAUAUAAAAACCUAAAAGAAAACAAGGGAAGAAGUAUUAACCAAUUAAAGCUAGAAUUUUUCGAUGAAGAGAUUGACUGGAAGAACAAGAAGGAUAAAAUAUUUGAAAAACAUGGAAAGGAUUGGACUUUGAAGAUGAAGAAUAUUCUAAGCUAUGCAAAGAUACAAAUGAAAAAGAUAGAUGAGAACCAGAGAUUUGACACCAUUAUGGAUGAUAGAUUCAUCUUGGAGAAAUCAGUAAAAGGUAUUUCAAGACCAGAGAGACCAAGAAUGUUUGUGGCUUUUGAGAACUGCCAAGCUUACCCAGAGUUCCUGAUUACGUACAAGCAUAAUGACCUCAAAGAAAGAUAAAUGUCAGUAAUUGAUUUACUUUACCUACAU
Messenger RNA from Moneuplotes crassus, 3509 nucleotides. The record is from the annotation of a GenBank genome assembly. NCBI's taxonomy places the organism in Eukaryota, Ciliophora, Spirotrichea, Euplotida, Euplotidae.